Messenger RNA from Letharia lupina, 2028 nucleotides. RefSeq lists its product as uncharacterized. Gene Ontology annotation, biological process: guanine metabolic process. The transcript has 5 exons. NCBI's taxonomy places the organism in Eukaryota, Fungi, Ascomycota, Lecanoromycetes, Lecanorales, Parmeliaceae. Gene Ontology annotation, cellular component: cytosol. The record is from RefSeq and is a predicted model, not a curated record. Gene Ontology annotation, molecular function: zinc ion binding; guanine deaminase activity. Bases 1 to 2028 code for a protein of 675 amino acids.
AUGCCUCCCCCCCUCCUCAAACGCACCCUCUACACCGGCACCUUCGUCUCCACCCCCACCCCCACCGGACUCGAAAUCCUGGACAACCACGCCCUCGCCGUCGACGGACACGGCGUCAUCACCCACCGGGCCGCGUUCCCGCCGGGAGGUGCGGCGACGGGCUAUGAUGAUGUGGUGGGUUGGGUCGGGCGGAAUUGGGGCUGGGAUGGGGGGUUUGAGUGGGUGAGGCCGGGCGGGGAGGGGAGGGGGUGGUGGUUCCCGGGGUUUGUCGACACCCACAUUCACGCCUCCCAGUACCCCAACGUCGGAAUCUUUGGCAAGACUACCCUCCUCGACUGGCUCAACACCUACACGUUUCCUAUCGAAUCAUCCCUCUCCUCCCUCACUAAAGCUCGCCGCGUCUACUCUGCCUGCGUAUCUCGAACACUCUCCCACGGCACCACAACGGCCUCCUACUAUGCUACUAAACACGUCGCUUCGACAAACCUACUUGCGGACAUCUGUCUGGAGAAGGGUCAGAGAGCCUUCAUCGGCCGCGUAUGCAUGGACAACGAUCUCAAUCCCGAUUACCUCCGAGACGAGUCACCGGAACAGGCGGUCGAAGAUACAAAAGCAACGAUCGCUCACAUCGACUCUAUCGACCCGACGCACGCUCUCAUCACGCCAAUCAUCACACCUCGAUUCGUACCCUCGUGCUCGUCACCGCUGCUCUCGGGCCUCGGCGCUCUCGCCAAAGAAUCUGCACUCCCGAUCCAAACGCACCUGAGCGAAAAUACGUCCGAGAUCGCGCUGGUCCGCAGACAGUUCCCCGCGCACGACUCGUACUCUCACGUCUACGAUACUCACGGUCUGCUGACGCCAAGGACCGUCUUGGCACAUUGCGUGCAUCUUUCUCUGGAGGAAAGGAUGUUGUUGAAAGAGCGGAAGAGUAAAGUCAGCCAUUGCCCCGUCAGCAAUACGAGCAUAAGCAGCGGGCUGUGCCCUGUGCGGGAGCUGUUGGACGAUGGCAUCGAAGUCGGGUUGGGGACAGAUGUCAGUGGGGGAUACUCUUCCAGCAUCCUGGUGGCGGCCAGGGAGGCGGCGAUGGUCAGUAGGACGUUGGCUGCGCUGACCGUGGAGGACACGCGGUCAGAUGAGAAGGAGGGCCAGUGGGGAGCGGAAGCGUCGAAUGACGUCGCGGCGAAGCACUCGACGAGCGCCAAGGAUAGGAAAAAGCUCAGCGUGGAAGAAUGUCUCUACCUCGCUACAAAGGGCGGCGCCAAGUGCUUGGGGUUGGAAGGGAAGGUGGGAGGGUUCGAGGUGGGCAUGCAGUGGGAUGCGCAGCUUGUCGAACUCGAUGCCGUAGAUGGCGAGGGGGGAGCCGACGAUGGCGGGGACGGGGACGGAGGGCCGGUGGAGCUGUGGGGCAUGGAGACGUGGGGGGAGAAGGUGGCCAAGUGGCUGUUUUGCGGGGACGAUCGGAAUACGAAGAAGGUGUUUCACUCCAUCCUCCUCAACGGAUAUGCAACAAGGAAGCCAGGCCGAGCCUUUGAGGUGAUACGGAAAGAACUUGAGAGGCUGGACGGCGGGUCUCCUGCUUACUCGUACAUCUGCGUCGUCAAUGACCAGGUCGUCUUGAGAUCACCUGCCACAUUCGUCCACCCAACAAACCACUCCUCGCAGAUGGCUCGCCGCCAGCAGACCGAGAAGCCUACUCAGUCCAUUGGGAUUGCUUGGUAUAGAGACAUGCUCCGUGCUCCUGUGCCUCUUCACGAACUCGACAUAGCCCACGCGAACGUCCGAAUUCACGAUCUUCUAUGCCACUCGGAGGGUGCGAUCGUGCUCUGCGAUUUCACAUGCUCCAGACCUUUUGGACAAGACAAGCCAUCGGCGACUGGCAGCCCGGAAAGUCUCGGGGUGAACGGCCCGUCACACACCAUAUUAGACAUCACGGACAGGUUCGCACUAGCAUCGGUCAUGUUCGAGGUCGAGACCGGUGCAAAACCUGACCUCACCCAUGCCAUCUCACCCCAGAACUCCCAGUCGUGA